Molecule: messenger RNA, 3111 nt
Organism: Mesorhabditis spiculigera
Lineage: Eukaryota; Metazoa; Nematoda; Chromadorea; Rhabditida; Rhabditidae
Source: the annotation of a GenBank genome assembly
AUGACCAAAGCCAAGGGCAAAAGCUUCUCGGAUUAUUUCAAUUGCUGCAAGCAGGAGAAGAAGGAUCUCGAUGAUCUCAAGAAGGAGGUGGACAUCGAUGAUCACCGGAUUACGCUGGAAGAGCUGUGCAGCCGGCACAAGACCGAUCUGACGAAGGGGCUGAGCGAUUCGGAUGCGGCGGAGCGGCUAGUUCGUCUCGGGCCCAACGCGCUAACACCACCCGCGCAGAAGAGCGUCCUCCUCGAGCUGUUCGAGCAUCUUUUCGGCGGCUUCAACUUCCUGCUCUGGGGCGCCGGCUUCUUCUCCGCGCUGGCGUUCGGCCUCGAAGUGAUCCACGUCAAGGACUGGUCGAUGGACAACCUCUGGAUGGCCAUCAUCAUGAUCGUGAUCGUGGUGGCGACCGGCCUCUUCUCCUUCUACCAGAACCGCACCUCGGCCAACAUCAUGAAGAGCUUUGCGAAUAUGAUCCCGGCCACUGCUCACGUUUGUCAUAAAGUUAAAGCUUCGAUUGUUUCAUUUUGGGUGAUCCGCGACGGCCAAUACCGCGACAUCCGCGUCGAGGAGGUCGUGCUCGGCGACUUGGUGUGCAUCUCCUUCGGCGACAAGGUCCCCGCCGACGUGCGCGUCAUCGAGUCGAAGGGCCUCAAGGUCGACAACUCUUCGCUGACCGGAGAAUCCGAGCCGCUCCUCCGCGCCCCAGAAUGCACCCACGACAACCCGCUGGAGACGAAGAACAUGAUGAUGUUCUCCACGAACGUGCUGGAGGGUACCGGCCGGGGCAUCGUCAUCAGAACGGGCGACAACACCGUGAUGGGCCGCAUCGCCGCCAUCACCUCUCAAGUCACCUCCGGCCCGACCCCGAUCUCGCUCGAGAUUCGGCACUUUAUUCGCAUCAUCGGCACCGUGGCGUUCAUCGUCGCCUCGACCUGCUUCAUCGUGUCGAUGAUCAGCGGUUCGGAUCUGCUGUCCGCGCUCGUGUUCAUGAUGGGCAUUUUUGUCGCCAACGUCCCGGAGGGUAUCACGGCCACCGUCACGGCCUCGCUGACGCUGACCGCCAAGAAGAUGCGCAAAAAGCACUGUCUCGUCAAGAAGCUCGAAGCCGUCGAGACGCUGGGCAGUACGUCGACAAUCUGCUCUGAUAAAACUGGAACGCUGACGCAAAAUCGGAUGACCGUUGCGCAUUUCUGGGCUCGCGGCGAGAUCUUCGAGGCGGUGAUGUGCGGUGAGGAUGGAAAACCGACGGGCCGCGGACUUCCGGUCACCGGCGCCUACGGGGAUUUGAUGCGCUGCGCCACGCUGUGCUCACGCUCGGACUUCAAGGAAGACGACACGGAUGUGCCGGUGCAAAGGCGCGAAACGGUCGGUGACGCCUCGGAGGCGGCCAUCCUCAAGUAUUGCGAGCUCGUACGCUCCCAGGGCGUCACGCCGAACGCGGUGCGCGAGUAUCGUGAGGGCUACCCGAAGGUGAUGGAGCAGCCGUUCAACUCGAUCAACAAGUACCAGCUCUCCAUCCACACCGGCGGCCCCAACAACUCGCACAUCCUCGUGCUCAAGGGUGCCCCCGAGCGCGUGCUCGCCAUGUCCACCACGAUGAGCACCGAGGAGGGCCCGAAGCCGAUUGAUGACAACAUCCGCAAGCAGUUCCAGAAGGCCUACGACGACCUGGGCGGCAUGGGCGAGCGUGUGCUCGGGUUCGCCGAGCUGAUCCUGCCCCCAGACCAAUUCCCGCCCGGCUUCGCGUUCGACCUAGAGAACCCGAACUAUCCCACGGCUGGCCUCAACUUCCUCGGCCUCAUCUCGAUGAUCGACCCGCCGCGCCCGGGUGUCCGCAUGGCCGUCCAUCUUUGCCAAAGCGCUGGAAUCAAGGUCGUCAUGGUCACCGGCGAUCACCCGAUCACCGCCCAGGCCAUCGCCAAGCAGGUGCACAUCAUCGACAACGGCAUCGACGUCACCCUGCUGAUCGACGAUACGGAUGCGCCAGCUGGAGAAGAGCUCUACGGCACUGGCCGCCUGAAGAAGACCGAGGCCAUCGUCGUGCACGGCGAACAACUGAAGAAGUUGUCCGAGACGACGCUCGACUCGAUCGUUGCCAACUACCACCAGGUCGUCUUUGCCCGCACGUCCCCAACGCAGAAGCUGCAAAUCGUCGAGGCCUACCAGCGGAAUGGCCAAAUCGUCGCCGUGACUGGAGAUGGUGUCAACGAUGCGCCGGCUUUGCGCAAGGCUGAUAUUGGAAUCGCUAUGGGCAUCGCCGGCACUGACGUCUCCAAGCAGGCCGCCGACAUGAUCCUCCUCAACGACAACUUUGCCUCGAUCGUCACCGGCGUCGAGGAGGGGCGCAUCAUCUUUGACAACCUGAAGAAGUCGAUCGCCUACGUGUUGACGUCCAACAUUGGCGAAGUGACACCGUUCAUCUCGUACGUCGUCUUUGGCCUCCCGCUGCCAAUGUCGCUCAUGUCCAUCCUGCUCAUCGACAUGGGCACGGAUUUGUGGCCGGCCAUCUCCCUGGCCUACGAGCUGCCCGAGAACGACAUCAUGGAGCGCCCGCCGCGUGACGCCAAGAUUGACAAGCUCGUCAAUGCCCGCCUGAUCCUCUUCUCCUACAUGCACAUUGGCGUCAUGCAAGCGACUGCCGGCUUUUGCACCUACUUUUUCAUCAUGAUGCAAAACGGGUUCAUGCCGUGGGACCUGUGGGGCCUGCGCGAACAGUGGGACAACAAGGACCUCGACACGGUGGCCGACUCGUUUGGCCAGGAAUGGUGCUACGAGUCGCGCCGCCAGCUGCUCCGCUCGUGCCACUCGGGCUUCUUCCUGUCGAUGGUGAUGGUGCAGUGGGGCGACCUGUUCAUCUCCAAGACUCGCAAGAACUCGAUGGUCACCCAGGGAAUGAACAACAUGGUGAUGAACACGGGCAUGAUAUCUACGGUCGUCCUCUCGUGCAUCUUCCUCUACACCCCCGGCCUCUACAACAUUCUCGCCCAGACGCCGCUCCGCAUGACGACGACGAUGGUCGGCCUCCCGUUCGCCGUACUCAUCUACAUGUACGACGAGGUGCGCAAGUGCAUCAUCCGCCGCCACCCGGGCGGUAUCGUCUACCGGCUGACCAACUAC